This is a messenger RNA of Brenthis ino (lesser marbled fritillary), 1299 nucleotides long. The record is from the annotation of a GenBank genome assembly. Lineage: Eukaryota; Metazoa; Arthropoda; Insecta; Lepidoptera; Nymphalidae.
AUGGCAUUGAUUGUUAUUAUGAUUUGUUUUAGCGACGAAAGAACUCCUGAAGAUGUGAGGAAAAUAAUUAAAACAGCAAAACUUCAUGAAUCAGAAUUGACUGAAAUUACCCAGAUAUUAAGAUUUCCAGAUCCAAGCGAACAAAACGAUAACUUGAGACUUAUGCUUUUAGACGACAAUUUGUUAAAAGAAAUUGAAGCCGGAAAUCAAUUAAUAUUUAAAGGAGAUCCUGAUGAUAACGUAGUAUUAUGUACUAAUAACAAAACAUACGAUGUCAAGGAAGCGGAAACCUCAAAUAGUCUAUUACUAGUUCCCGAUUUAUUAUUUGCUGUCUCUACCGGCCUUGACGAAACUAUAGCAAAUAAUUCUAUGGAAAGCGAUUCAGAUACGUCUUUUGAUAAGUCCAAUAGUAGCUUAAACAAAUCCACUGAUUCUGAUGAUGGCAGACCUCCAAGACAUAUUGUUACCAAAGACAUUCUUAACACAUUCUUUACAUAUUACGAAUUAAAACCUUGCAAACCUCGCUUAUCCAAGUUAAGGAAACUUCUAGAGCAAACUAUGUAUCAAGGUGUAGAACUUGAAUAUACAGUAGAUAAAUCAAAACUAUUGACUUAUGAUGACAUUUUUGAUCAAGUGCAAGCCUCUAAAGAAGAGCUAGACGAGGAAUUCAUAAAAAUACAAGCUAUAAAAAUCGAUGAUUACUAUCGAUUGUUGGAAUUUGAUUAUGAAUUCCGAGUUUUGUCGUAUAUGCUGGAUUUAAUUGAUGAAAACUCUUGGCCGCUGAACAAAAUUUCAAAAGAAAUUACGUUAGAAAGUUUAAAAGAGUUGGUGCCUCCUUGUAUUUUAGAGGCAAUGUUCUCGUUUUACACAGUCGAAUCGAUUAACGAGGAUGGUGUCCAGUAUUAUGAAUAUAAACAAGACAAAGUAUGUCGUUAUUUGGCAAGAGUGUUAUUGAAAAGUGCUGGAAAGUUUAAUUUAGCUGAGUUUCUGCAAGCGUGGAGAGAUUCGGUACCGGACGGGAUGACGACGAAUGAAUCAUUAUUAUCUGGUAUAGCAUUAAUAGAUAAGUCGUCGUCACCUCAAGUGGUGUGGGGUUUCUCCGAGAACGAUCUACCGGAAGACAUCAAUCAAAGAUUCAAAGUGUUGUUUCAAACUAAAGCGAAAUGGACCGUCGAUGAGAUAUCUCCGUAUGUAGAAUUAUACGCCACAGAAAAGUUAAACGUGAACGCAUUGCUAACGAAGUACGCGCGUGCUUCCACGCAAGAUGGCGUCCGGGUGUUCUCUGCGAAACAUAUGAAG